This is a messenger RNA of Salvelinus namaycush (lake trout), 5958 nucleotides long. Its product is annotated as ran-binding protein 3-like. The record is from RefSeq and is a predicted model, not a curated record. The transcript has 16 exons. Gene Ontology annotation, molecular function: GTPase activator activity. NCBI's taxonomy places the organism in Eukaryota, Metazoa, Chordata, Actinopteri, Salmoniformes, Salmonidae. Bases 246 to 1811 code for a protein of 521 amino acids. Gene Ontology annotation, cellular component: cytoplasm; nuclear pore. Gene Ontology annotation, biological process: protein export from nucleus.
ACAUCUUUACAGAACUAGCUAACAUAAGCUACCUACCAAUAUAUCAGCAUGUUUUUGUAGUUAACUAGACAAGAAAAGCAAACAAAUUAAAUACUCACGAACAAUAGAAAUCACAUCUGGGUCACAUGUGGGGAAACACCGGGUGGAAUUUGUCUCCCCGAAUAGCCUUUUAAAACCUCCCACCAUCUCCAUGUAGCUUGAUCUACUAUGGUCAGAAACUAGCUAACGGCAACACGCAGACAACAAUGGCUAUGUCCGGCUAUGUAGUGUUUUGCACCGCGGUGUUGCUUACAGACAGAAGUUCAGAACUAGGUCCUUCUUGCUCAUUGCCGGAGGUUACAAGUCACAGGUGUCUGACCCAUUGUAACGUUAGGCCCGACAGACUACAUGUUCCAAAUUCAAAGCAGAAGCAUGCCAUAGCCCCACCAGUGUUUGUGUUCCAGAAAGAUAAAGCUCAGAAGAGAUCAGUAGAAGGGUCCAGUGCGGAGGAUGGAGAAGACUCUGAUAAAGAUGAGAGUAGUUACUGUCCCCCGGCCAAGAGGGAAAGGACAUCGUCACUAACACAGUUCCCACCCGCACAUUCAGUUUCUAAGAACAAUGUGUUCAUGCCAUCCAGUUUCUGUCAGUCCCCGACAGGAAAUAAUAAUUCAGAUUCAGAACCUGAGGAGAAAACGGUUGGGUUUCGCCUGAAGCCUCCCACCCUGAUCCAUGGACAGGCUCCUAGUGCAGGUGUCCCGAGCCAGAAACCCAAGGAGCAGCAGCGCAGUGUACUACGACCCGCAGUACUGCAGGCCCCUCUGGCCACCAAAUCACUAACCCAGACCGGGUUGAACAGUGGUACAAAUGGAGUGAAUAGGUCAUCUGAGGGUCUACCAGUCACCCAGAACAACACAGAGAAGUGUGAUGACACGACCACGUCACAGGUUGAGCAAAGCAGUGAACAGAAAGGCUCUACAUCAGCAGAAUCAGGGGAAACCAAUUAUUUCCUACAAUACAGAAGCACUCCCAUCUUACAGAAGGCUGAGAACAAGGCUGACGACGGGGAUAAGUUUGUGUUUGGACAGAACAUGUCGGAUCGUGUCCUGAGUCCGUUGAAAUGUGAACAAGCAGCCGAGGGCAGCAGAGAUCCCCCCACCGCCCCGCCCUGUGAGCUCCCGUCAAAAGACAGCAGCCCUGAUAAAGAUAACAAUGUGACAGAGUCUUUGGAGGAGUCGGCGGCGGCCUACACCAAAGCCACAGCCAAGAGGUGUUUGUUAGAGAAAGUAGAGGUCAGAACUGGAGAGGAGUCGGAGAGUAACGUUCUUCAGGUCCAGUGCAAGUUAUUUGUGUUUGACAAAGCUUCACAGUCUUGGGUUGAGAGAGGCAGAGGACUGCUAAGGCUCAAUGAUAUGGCUUCCACAGAGGAGGGAUCGUUACAGUCCAGGCUGGUGAUGAGGACCCAGGGUAGUUUGCGUCUGAUCCUCAACACCAAACUGUGGCCUCAAAUGCAGACGGACAAGGCCAGCGAGAAGAGCGUCCGCAUCACAGCCAUGGACACUGAGGACCAGGGGGUCAAGGUCUUCCUCAUAUCGGCAAGCUCUAAGGACACAGGGCAGCUGUAUGCAGCGCUGCACCAUCGUAUUCUGGCCCUGCGGAGCCGCUCAGACCAAGAGCCAGAGCCCAGGGUCCCCAUCCCAGAUGGCCACAUCCCUCAUCCCCAGUCUAACGGGGAGGAUAGUGAUGAGGACGAACCGCUCACACCCACUGCCAACACCACAGAGGGUCCAGAGGCCCAGUCCUGCGGGACUGGCAGUGGGAGUGGGUCGUCAUAGCACCUGCCCCCUUUCAUCGGCUCACGCACUGCAGUCAGGACCACCUUACAGACCCCUCCAUGGACACCUCAGGCCAGCAUCUCCCCAGUGGUCCGAGGUCACAGUGGAGCGCCAGGAAGGAUCCUAUGCAGGUGUUACUAAGUUAACUCUGCAGUUCACACUCUGGAUUCACAGUAUAUCCAGGAUGGAUGGUCUUUUUUGUUUAGUAUUUAUCUUUUUUAACCUCUAGAACUGGAUUUUGGGGGGAGUGGGGGGUGUUGUGAAUUGGAUGCUCAUCAUAUUGAUGAGUCUGAGGGAACGAGAAAGCAGUUUUCUUUUCUAGCUGAUAUAAGUACAUUCUAAAUAGUUUGCUGUUAAAAGUGGGACUUCUUUAGCCACCUUGCAAGAGAACAGACCUCAGGCACUUCAGUGGGGCUUGUAUUUUGUUCAGCGAGGUAAAGAUUGAGUUGCAUAGCAAAUAUUUGUUUAUAAAGUCUUUUUUUAUUUCACUGAGUUUUGUCAUUGAAGUGUCUGAACUCUUACUUCAAGUUGUAUUUUUCUAAGGCAAAAUGCUUGCACACACUAGCUAGGAUUAGUCCGUCAAUACCUCCUCUGGCCACUGUUAGUUUUUAGUCUGUAGUCCACAUUGUCAUUUAUUUUUUUACCACAAAUCGGUUGAAUUUAAAAUCCCUUGUGCAAACACCUGCUUUGAUGUUCGUAGCCAUAAAAUAUUUAAUUAAAUAGUGGAAUUUACCUGUGUUCAUGAUUAUUAUUAUUAUUAUUAUUAUUAUUACUGAUACAUUAUGUUUUUAUUGAUAGUUAAUAUUAUCGACUUUGUUUUUGAAAUUCACGCGAAAAUUAACUAAUUCUGUAAAUAAGAAAGCUUGUUGGAUUUGAUUAUUUUACAACAGGUUUGCACCAUGACCCCAAAGUUUACCCUGAAUAUAGCCGUUAGAUUUGUUUGUUUCAAAAAUAUUUUUUUUUUUAUAGAUCAGAAAAAUAUACAUGUUCUCAAAUAUAUAUAUGGAAGAAACCCUUUUCAUGUUUCAGUUGUUUAAAAUUAUGUAAUUAGUUUGCUUUAAAUAAGUUCCAAUCACAAGGCUUUGUUUAUAACAACCACGAUCUCAGAAUCAUAUAAGACCAUUGCAACAAAAAAAAUCACUAUUUUUUUCAUGCGAUCAGAAAGGCCAAUAUAAUAACUUUUAGGUUAGGGUGUUGGCAUUUGGUGUAUCUAGCAUGUCAUUAUUUGCAUCUGUCCUAAACUUGUUUGACAUCAAAAUGCACAUAUAUUCUCAGAACAGCGAAUGCUGCCAUUUUAUUCAAAGAGCUAUAGACAUUGGAACAGGUGGUACUACGCACACAGGGUACAGUAUUUUUCACCAGUAGUCUGGUGCUGAGCCCUCUAUUUAUUCCUUUGUUAAAUAGAUUGCCCUGGGUUGGUGUAUUUAAAACAAACAGCCCUUAAAGAGAAGUAGAUGACUAAUGUAAUAUUUUCUUCAGUGAAGUGUAGUUCCUCUUGUUUUAAGCCUUUUUCUUCCUCAUCGGUGGAAUGAGUAAUAUUUCUAAGUUGUAUUAUAGCGUUCUACUUUUUCAUUUACUACAAGCCUUUGAUGUGAAAAAAUGUAUUUUAACUAAAAAAAAGUAUACUAAGAAAAGUUUGAAACAAAAAAAAACAGGCAAGUAGACAUAUUAUUGGUUAAAAUGUAUAAAUCCUGUAAUGUAUAUUAUUGAAUAAGCAGCCUUUAAAGGAAUAAUCCACUCAAACUUUAUUUAGGUAAUUGUCAUUUCACUGUUGAUAAUGAAACAAAUUCCAAAAUAUAGUUUUUGAGUGGAUUACUCCUUUUAAGUGUAAAAAAAGGACAACUCCUUAUUUAGUACUCUUCUUCACCACAGUCUAUAGAAACCUCACCGUGUAAUGUGCUCUGUAAAAUUGUGUUCUCUCCAUUUUUCACAUUCUGCUUGUGUAGCUACAAACAGGACUAUUCCUAAUGGCCCAGUUUUUAAAAAGUCAUCUGGGUUUCGCCUAUCAGAUAAGAAUAGAAUAGAAUGAAUAGAACGUAAGUCCCCAUUCAAGUCAAUGUUUUGUCCAUUCUAUUCAUUCUAUUUCUAUGCAUUUAAUCCUAUCCGAUAGGUAAAAUCUAGAUAACUUAAAAAGAAACUGGGCCCUGGACAUGAAUGUAUGGCAACUUGUCUCUAUAUAAAGGGCCAGGGGCCGACGUUCUUCAGCACUUUUCCUUCUCUGUGAUAUUUCUCCCAUCAAUAUGAAUUGUUUUAAUGUUCGUAAAUGCACAUGAACUGGGGCUGUCCAUUGAUGAAUUGGCGAAGGUGGUUGAUAAUGAAGUGUUGAAUGUUGUUUACAUUGGGGUCGUUGAUGGUUAUUUGUUGGGGAGUGACUGUUAGACAGAUAUACACUUUUGUUCAUGUUAUAUUUUUGUUGCUGAAAUUUCUGUCAUGUCUGCUAUAGUUCCCUUAAAACAUCUACCUGUUUUUUUAUUAUUAUUUUUAUGCCUAGCUGUUGUUGUUCCAUAACCUGGUGCUUUUUUGUUGCAUUUCCUAUCACUAUACAAGUCAAUGUUGAUAUUCUGUUAGAUCGAGAUCAAAACAGUACAUCUUUGAAUGGAAGUUGAGUGAAGAGGAUGUUAUGAAACCUAGUUGACAUGGACGCGCCCUUGCUGCUAUUGUACAAGGGCACCUAUCUCAUACUGUAUCUGUGACUGGAAUAUGUUUUCAUAGGAACAUGUCAUCUGCGUUGGCCUCUUAACAUACCAUUAACUUCAAUAUAUUAGGUGAUAGUUUACAGCAGUGGCAUUGCUGCUUGUUGUGAUUGAUCCAAUACAACGCAGGUGUGUUCAUAGAGUAGGUACCCAGAGAUACGCAAGGGAUCGGGAGUGUUGCAUUAAUAGUCAUUGGAAUUGUCAGAAAAAGCAGAUUAAUUUCAAACAGGCCCACUUAUGAGGGACAGGCUUGCUUACCACCUAUCCUCUCUUUCCAAUGGAGACAUCUAGAGAGGAACCACACCUAUCAGGAUACAGAUGCUUGACAUUGAGGAGCACUAGAAUAGCUACAUGUCUCCUUUCAACAAUGCCCACCUUAACCAGUCAUUUUGAUAUCAAUCGUCCAAUAUGUGUGAAAUAAGGACAAAGAUAGGCUACAAAGUCAUAGCAAAUGUCCAUUCAGGCAACACACAGGAGGAGAUACUGUACUGUACCAUUCACCCCUGUUGAUGUGUGUAUCACAGAAAGACUACUUUGAAUCUCCUCCUGUCUGAGAUCUUGUACGGCUGUCAGAGCAUCUACUAGCUGUAGAAUAUUAUUUACCAAUCUCUAAUGCGUUCACUCGAUGGAACGCCUCCUCUUUCUAAUAACCCUAGUAGAGUGCCGUCAAAUGUCGUUGACAAAUGUGAGUCUUUUGGUCUAGGUUUUUCUUAGUUUUUUUCCCUUAAAAGGUUUUGAGGAUAUUAAAGAAGAAGGCAGUAAAUGUCCCCCUCCCCUCCACCACCCUAUAGAUGUAUAAGAGAUGAGGGACCAUGAUGUGACUAUGCUUAGAUUGCUGAUGGAUUGAGCUGUAAACAUUGGGCUGGAGAACCACAGCAUUGCAGUGAGUCAUUCUAGCGGUCUGGGCCUACUCAAGGGAGGCAAGGGAGCAUGUGGCAUGGAUUUCUGUUUAUAAUGCUGCUGUCUGUCAGCAAACCAUAGAGGUCUGUCCAUCCGUCCAAACAAAUCACAGGGAUACUUGGAGAUCUGGUUCAGUACUCUCUUCCCCCAGUCCUAGGGGUGGGCAUCUUGGGACCUGGAGCGCUGCAGGGAGUGCAGGCUUUAGUGCCGUUUAGUUAAUUUGCGCAUAAUGAUUUACAAUAAAAUAGAAGAAAGAUUAGAAUAAGCCCUGAAGGCUGGUGAAACAAAGGCCUGCACAGCUCUCCAUGAACAGAGUUGCCCACCCCUGUUUCAGUCCCUUCAUCUGAAAUUCAUUGUUGAGUCUACUGUUUUGACAGGUGAAACAAUCAUGUUAUUUUUUGCUUUGAGCUUUGGUAUAAAAUGACUACAAAAAAGGCAAAAACAUAAACAAAAAAACUAUUAUAAAAAAUAAUCACUUGUGUUAUAAAAAAAUGUUUAUGUAAAAUUGUCAUAUCAAAUGUAUUUCAAAAUUACAUUAAAACUUUUAACAGAAA